AUGACCAUUGGACUGGGCCAAACCUCGGCCCUCUCCAAACCUAGCAAGCUAUUGUACACAGACCAAAUCUAUAUUUUAUUAUUUCAUCUAAUUCCCACACUUGCGUUUCCUUCGUUUUUUUUUCUUCAUUCGUCUCGAAAUCACCCUAUUUCCUUUUUGUUUUCUUUCUUCUCACGAAAGCAUUUUUUCUCUUCUUUGACCCAGGCAAUCCCCAUUCUCUCCAUCGUUCGUUUCUCUUCUUCAACCUGCAAGCCUCCUUCUCUCCAUCAUCCAUACUCUUGUCAUCUUCUAGCAGGUGAAUCAUCAUCCAGAAGGUUGUACAAUUUCCUCCACAAAUCUAUCACAAGAAAUCAUGAUUUGGAGCGAAAAAAUGCUGCGUUGAAGGCAAAACGCGAAAGAUCAGCAGCAUUAGAACUAAAAAAAAAGAAGUUCGAGGUGAAGAUGAUGAAGCUAGAUCUAAGUGACAUGAAUGCUUCUAUAAUAUUCAGCUCAAAAUUUUUGAAGAAUCGAGAUCCCAUUUCGGAGGUACAUCUACAUCUCUAUCGACACCUUAUAAAGGUAUAUAAUUGGUUGUAGAUGUUACUUUUAUUUUGAUUUUAGUAGCUGCCCAGCCACAUGUGUUUCGGAGAAACAUGUGGCUAGGUAGCAACUAGGUGUCAUGGCUGUAGUAGUAGCUUUUUUGGGUUUACUGAAAUUACUUAGUUUUGUUUGAAAUAGCCUUUUUUGGGACUGCUAGUGCAGUUCAUGCUGGUUUAUUUAUAUGUUUUGUAUUGCUACUUCUGAAAUGUUAAUACUCAACUAUGUGGUUUGUGGUUUA
Molecule: messenger RNA, 817 nt
Organism: Carya illinoinensis
Lineage: Eukaryota; Viridiplantae; Streptophyta; Magnoliopsida; Fagales; Juglandaceae
Exons: 4
Coding region: 1-576 (191 amino acids)
Source: RefSeq, a predicted model, not a curated record